ACAAUGAUAGUCAGUUGAUUCCAGUCGACCUUGGUUAUGGUGCUAUUUAGAGUUCUCUACCCAAGACAACGAGCGCCGAUUCUUGAUGAACGUGCCUUUUAGCUGUGGCAAUUGAUUUGAGAGUAACAAUAGACCCCAUGAAUGCGAGAAUCAUCAUAGCUGCAGUAGGGGCACUUAUUAUCACUGGAACGUUGACAGAAUGUUUAGAACAAGAUGAACACAACAUAGCAGGGUGCCUACGAGCCUGCGGCUGGGACGAGCGGAAAUCUUUGACCAAGAGAGCUCGGGCCAGCUCAUCUCUCUCCUGCGAUCAGUGUUUAAGAAGGAGGAGAGACCUCUAUCGACAUGCUAUCACUGCCUUUGUAAGACGUCGGAGGCAAUCUCUUAGUUAUGACUGUGCGAGCAGGGCUGAUGACAAUUCACCCGUACCUGAAAUACAGCUUGCAUCCAAUGUCUCCGUAAAAUUCGGACAGUAUGAUAACACAGACGACUGGUAUGCCUACGUAUCUUGGAGUCCAAUCAAUGAUCCGGCUGGUUUUUUAAAAGGCUAUUCUGUUCGCUACUUGUAUGACAUUGAUAUACUUUGUGCUAACGUGCCGAAGGUAAGAAGAGAGGUCUCAUUGCUAGCUCUAUCCAUAAGAUAUUUGAUUGAUCUGGUCGACUGGUAUUGUGUAAACAGGUAAAAUAAGUGUAUACCCUCAUACGUUUCGUGGCUAUUCCA
This is a messenger RNA of Pocillopora verrucosa, 721 nucleotides long. RefSeq lists its product as uncharacterized. Gene Ontology annotation, cellular component: plasma membrane. Gene Ontology annotation, molecular function: transmembrane signaling receptor activity. Lineage: Eukaryota; Metazoa; Cnidaria; Anthozoa; Scleractinia; Pocilloporidae. The record is from RefSeq and is a predicted model, not a curated record. Gene Ontology annotation, biological process: immune response; inflammatory response; toll-like receptor signaling pathway.